AAACAGCGGACGGAGGGCCGGCGGCGGCGGCGGCGGGGCCGGAGCGAGCAGGAGUUCGGCGGCCUCACCUGUCCCCACUCUCCGGCGGCGACCGGCGACCGGCGGCGGCGGGCAGCGCGGCAGGCGGGGAAGGCCGCCGCCAGCUUAGGCUGCUAAGGAGAGAGGGAACCUACAAGUCGGCCAGUCUGUUUUCCAUCAUUUUUCUGUGUCUAGCAGUUUCCUUCGAUCGUCUGUGGUGUGCAACAGAGAAACAUGGCUCAAGAAACUAAUCACAGCCAAGUGCCUAUGCUUUGUUCUACUGGCUGCGGAUUUUAUGGAAACCCUCGCACAAAUGGCAUGUGUUCAGUGUGCUAUAAAGAACAUCUCCAAAGACAGAAUAGUAGUAAUGGUAGAAUCAGCCCACCUGCGGCUUCUGUCGGCACCCUGUCCGAGUCUUUCCCGGUCCAGUGCGCGGACGGCAGCGUCCCCGAUGCACAGUCACCCCUAGACUCCACAUCUGCAUCCGUGCAGCCCAGCCCUGUAUCAAAUCAGUCGCUUUUAUCCGAAUCUGUAGCAUCUUCCCAAGUGGACAGUACGUCUGUGGACAAAGCAAUCCCUGACACGGAAGACCUGCAAGCUUCAGUAUCAGAUACGGCACAGCAGCCAUCUGAGGAGCAAAGCAAGUCUCUUGAAAAGCCAAAACAGAAAAAGAACCGCUGUUUCAUGUGCAGGAAGAAAGUAGGACUUACUGGGUUUGAAUGCCGGUGUGGACAUGUGUACUGUGGUGUACAUCGUUACUCAGACGUGCACAAUUGCUCGUACAAUUACAAAGCUGAUGCCGCGGAGAAAAUCAGAAAAGAAAACCCGGUAGUUGUCGGCGAAAAGAUCCAGAAGAUCUGAACUCCUGCUGGAAUACAAACUCCUUUGACCAUCUGCAAACUAAAAGUUGACUUGAGGUCUUUUUUCCUAGUCCUGGGGAGUGUAGAGCAGUGUGCGUGGCACAGACCUUUUAAUCAUGCAUGUCAACCAGAAGAAUAGAUUUUUGGUUUUGUUUUGAAAAUGACUCUGAACAUUUAUUUCCAUUGCAGUUUCUGUGGCUGAAAAGACUUAAGUAAACUUUACAAGUAUUAUCCUUCUAAGAUCAUUUUAAUUUUAGUUGAGCGCAGAGGGCUUUUCUAACAAACGUGGAGACCUUUUGGAGGGCUGUGAUUUUUCCAGUAUUAAACAUGCAUGCGUUGAACUUGCAGUUUAUUUUUCUCAUUGUGUGUGUAUAUAGAGCUUUUCUCUGCAGCACGAUUUCUCUUUUGAUAAUGCCCGUUAGGGCACAACUAGUUACCAGUAACUGAAUGUAUCUUAAUCAUUAUGGCUGCUUCUGUUGUUUCAUUAACAAAGGUUAUACCUGUGUUAGCAUAUAGUUUCUUUGCACCCACUAUUUAUGUCUGAAUCAUUUGUCACAGGAGAGUGUGUGCCGAUGAGAUUCUACGUUUGUGUGUUUCUGAAUUGUUUGAGAGAGGGAAGGAACGGCUGUGUGCGUUUCAUCGCCGACCGCAGGCUUCUUUCGGUAGUGUUCACCGGUCUGGGUGUGUACACGAUACGAAGAACGAUCUGGAGUCAUCGUGCUGUGUUUAUGUUUACCCCACCUGUCUGUGAUUAAAUAAAAAGGAAAACCACA
Molecule: messenger RNA, 1651 nt
Organism: Lynx canadensis (Canada lynx)
Lineage: Eukaryota; Metazoa; Chordata; Mammalia; Carnivora; Felidae
Gene: ZFAND6
Product: zinc finger AN1-type containing 6
Exons: 7
Coding region: 253-879 (208 amino acids)
Biological process (GO): protein targeting to peroxisome
Molecular function (GO): polyubiquitin modification-dependent protein binding; DNA binding; zinc ion binding
Source: RefSeq, a predicted model, not a curated record